Molecule: messenger RNA, 444 nt
Organism: Plasmopara halstedii
Lineage: Eukaryota; Oomycota; Peronosporomycetes; Peronosporales; Peronosporaceae
Product: RxLR-like protein
Exons: 1
Coding region: 1-444 (147 amino acids)
Source: RefSeq, a predicted model, not a curated record
AUGAAGUCGUUCCAGUUCAUUGUUACACUUUUCGCUAUCGUAUCGCUAGACCCGGUCUGCGUCAUUGGCUUUCAGUCGGAAGCUCAUGCUCAUGCGGAGAUCUCAAACAAUGCGGCUACUAAUGGGUUACGACGUACACAAAGUGUCAACUCGUCAACCAUGGAGCCUCUUGCUUCGGGAUCGUCUACAAGCUUGACUAAUAAAGCAGAAGCACCAACGCCAUUUAUGAUUCUUCUGCCCGACAAUCUGGCCAUGAGCUACUCGGGCUCCGGAAGAGACAUGUUUUUAGAUGGCUCUGUAGGGAAUGACGACAGUAGCGAGAGCACAUUAGCUGGUUCUGAUAAAAUCGGCGACAAUGUAUCGGGCUCUCUAUCCACUUAUAUUUCUGGGCUGGCAACGGGGGCAACUGCAGUUACGAUCUGGAUUGCUCUUGUGAUAGCGUGA